UGGGGGCGCAGUUUUGCAGAUCCAUGUAGCGGACGCGUGUGCUAGCACGGAAUUAACCCCGGCCGGCGGCGGCGGCGGCGGCGGCCACAUCUCGGGAUUUACCACAAGCUUGGAUGCUGUGGGCUUCUCCUGCAUCAGAAUGGGAUGCGUUUGCUGCUGCUGCUGCCCGGUUCAAACGCAUAUCUGGGACAAGAAACGCGUUGACCUUUGACUUGCAGCUGACGACAACACAAAGGUCGCUGAGUGACAGCGAGAAGCUUAGAAGCGCAUCUUUGCGGAGCGAUAGGAUUGCGCUCCCGAAUGCCUGAAAGUUGGUCGAUAGUGGCAGAGAUAGCUUCAUUACCGGCAGAGGAGGAGGAGGAGGCACGCACGGAGCAGGCCCGGUAGCGGCUCUCCACGGACCCAAGGCCAGCCCGGGGAAAGUGGAAGACUGCAGCACCAUGGACAGCUCAGAUAUGGAUGCCAACUACGGUGGAGGAUUGUUGGAUAUGGUUAAAGGCGGAGCUGGGAAGUUCUUCAGCAACUUUAAAGACAAUCUCAAGGACACACUAAAAGACACUUCCACAAAGGUCAUGCAUCAGGUUGCCACGUACACCAAAGGGGAGCUCGACAUAGCCUACAUCACGUCAAGAAUCAUAGUGAUGACCUACCCGGCCGAGUCUGUGCAGAUUGGCUACCAAAACCACGUGGAGGACAUUCGGUCCUUCCUGGAUACACGUCACGCUGACCAUUACACUGUCUUCAACCUGUCACAGCGCAACUACCGCGGAGCCAAAUUCCCCAACAGGGUUUCCGAGUGUAAUUGGCCCGCUCUGCAGGCUCCCAGCCUCCACAACCUCUUUGCUGUUUGUAAGAACAUGCACAACUGGCUCAAACAGAAUCCCAAGAACGUGUGCGUCAUCACCUGCUCGGACGGCCGUGCGCCCUCCGGUGUGUUGGUUUGCGCCAUGUUUUGCUUCUGCCACCUCUUCAACAAUCCCGUUCCGGCCGUGCAACUCCUCAGUGCCAAGAGACCAGGCUCGGGCCUCUGGCCUUCACACCGCAGGUACAUCGGCUAUGUAUGUAGCAUGGUGUCGGAGAAGCCCAGUCUACCCCACAGCAAGCCUCUGAAGAUCAAGGCUCUCACCAUCAGUCCAGUGCCCUGUUUCAACAAGCAACGGAGCGGCUGUCGGCCCUUCUGCGACGUGCUCAUCGGAGAAACCAAAAUCUUCUCUACGGCCCAGGAGUACGAGCGAAUGAGAGAGCACAGAGUUCAAGAGGGCAAAGUGGUUUUUCCUCUGGGCGUCAGCGUGCAAGGAGACGUCGUCGUUUCUGUCUAUCACAUGAGGUCCACCAUAGGGGGACGUCUGCAAGCCAAGGUGUCGAACAUGCAGAUUUUCCAGAUCCAGUUUCACACUGGCUUCAUUGCACCCGCAACCACUAUGUUGAAAUUUAACAAACCAGAGCUGGACGCGUGCGACUCUCCCGACAAGUAUCCCCAGCUGUUCCAUGUGAUAUUGGACGUGGAGGUGGAGGGCUUAGACAAACAGAAAGACCUCACGCCACCCUGGGAGCAGUUCCCGUCAAAAGAUCUGAGUCCCAAUGUGCUUUUCACCUGCCAUCAGGAACAUCAGGAUGCUCUCGCCAUCGCCGAGCCAAGCAGGCCCCACGGGGGUCCCGACGGCCGAGGCCACGGUGAGGAAAGCGAGCCCUCUGACGACGACAUGAUCUCCCUCUCCAGCCAGCGGAGCAGCACCAGCACAGCCCCCCAUAAAGGGGAUCAGCCUUCUCCGACCCCCGUGGACCCGGACCCACCCGGAGAAGUCGAUCUCCUUGGCCUGGGUGGCGAAGAUAUCAAGCAACCACCUCCCGUUACCCACGCUCCAUCCACGAGCACUGACCUCCUGGGGGACUUGUUCGGGGCUCCACCGCAGCCAACCAGCGGGGCGUCAUCCAAUCACUCCACUCCACGUAAAACAGUGGCGAGCUCUGCCUCGCCGUGUGCUUCCCCUGGCCCACCAGUGUUCGACCCCUUCGGAGGCGGGCCUAGGCCUCAACCUCAGGAGAUGAUGGGCUCGUUCCUCGGAGCAGGUACGGAGCAGUCGGCCUCCUUCUUGCAUGCCGCUCGCUCUCCAUCCCCCACCUUGCAGCCCGCAAGCUUUGGACGGAGUUCCCCCGUCCAAGCCGCUACCCCGAGUGUCAACAUUCAGCAGCAAAACGUCAUGGGAGGCUGGGAAUGGAACAGGACAGCCACCACCGGCGCAGGAGGAGGCGGCGGCGGCGGCUUGGGAGUGGGCAGUCGAUCGGCCACGACGAGUCCAACGGGCUCGCUCCACAGCACACCCACCCACCAAAACAAGCCAAACACUCUGGACCCCUUUGCUGACAUAGGUAACCUCGGGGGAGGUUCUGGAUUCUCCAGCAAGCCCACCACACCGACAGGAACGAGCCCUUCCUUUCCUUCCACGGGCUCUCCAUCGCGGUCUCCGCAGCAUGCAGGAGGGUGGCAGCCCCACUCGGGAGCUGCUUUCCCAUCGUGGCAGCCUAACACUGCCACAGGAGGCUGGCAGCCGCAAGGACAAGGAGCCACUCCCCAGCCCAAGCCAAGUCCGAGCCACGUGUCCGGCGGGCCUCACACUUCGCCGCAGAACCGACCCAACUAUAACGUUAGGUUCUCUGCAGGCGGGGGUGGAUCACCCGGCGCUGCGGGCAAAGCACAGACGGGAUUGGGCUCUAAGCCCAAGGCUUCCAAUGCCAACUUUGAUGACCUGCUGUCUGGUCAAGGCUUUGCAGGGGCCAAAGAGAAGAAAGGACCCAGGACUAUUGCAGAAAUGAGGAAGGAAGAAAUGGCCAAAGAGAUGGACCCGGAGAAAAUAAAGAUUCUCGAAUGGAUUGAGGGGAAGGAGCGCAACAUCCGGGCUCUCCUGUCCACAAUGCAUACAGUGUUGUGGGAAGGAGAAACUCGCUGGAAGCCAGUUGGCAUGGCUGACCUGGUGACUCCAGAACAGGUCAAAAAGGUCUACCGCAAAGCCGUCCUGGUCGUCCACCCAGAUAAGGCAACGGGACAACCCUAUGAACAAUACGCCAAGAUGAUUUUCAUGGAACUAAAUGAUGCCUGGUCAGAAUUUGACAGCCAAGGACAAAAACCUCUGUACUGAAAAAAACAAAAUGGAUUGCAAAGAAAUGAGGGAAGAGAAGAUCCUGACACGUUUCAAAGCACUCUGGUCAAUAUUUGCAUUCAUACAGCCACCUCACACAUUGAACACAUGUUCUUUUACUGCCAUUGUGUAAAAUCAUUUGUGCAAUAUUAUCUCAGCGCUCAAACACUAUUGAGCAAAUCGGACUUGAUCAAACUAAAAGAGUCGAUAGUGCCCAUACAAGAUAAGAGCAAAAGUCAUCAGCGAGUAGACUGUGACCAAGUUGACGACACUAAGUGUUCCCGUUGACAGACUCCAAUAUGACAAUAAAAGCUGACAACGGAUAUUGUGGAACAUAGCGAUCGAUACCAAUUUCGACCAUUGCCUUUUUCCUGGCUGUAAUUUGGGAUCAGCACAUGUAGAGUUGUAAACAUGAAGCACUUUGAAAUGAGUGCUAGCUAGUUUGGUCAAAGCACAAACAAAAGAGGAAAGGCAAUUAUUAGUCAUUAAUUUGUGCAUUAUCAGCACAGGGCUCCCCUUUUUUUAAAAUAUAUAAAUUGUGCUUGUCUUUUGCUCAACUGAUUGAAAAACUUGCACAUGUCUGAGCCAGUAACUCCUCAACAGAGUUUCCAACUACACUAGAGCAAAGGUUACGCAAUGCCACGAAUCGCCUGUUGCUCCCCCAACUCGUUAGAAUGCAAUAAUGGGUUGACUUUGCAACAGGUCUGGAAUGAAAUCCUAAUGUAAUACUGACGGAAAUCUUCUUUUGUCUCCAUAAACCGGCUGGUACUGUAAAAAGCGACAUUGAAAUUGAUGCCGUGAGCUUACUUGUGGAUGACCAUUUCUCUCUUUGAUUUGUUUUAAUAAUGCUCAUACAGUUUGUCAGGAAUAGCAUCAAAUUAAAGCUAAUUGACAUAUUCCAAGACAUUUCCAGUCCAUUUGAUGCCUGUUUUCAGACCCCAUUUAUUGGAAUCCCGUUACUGUUGUCAUUUUGUCGGAAUCUUUUUUUUUUUUCAGGACUCUCUUAUCUGUAUUUUGUAUAGUGAGUGAAAAGCAAAAGACGCUUUAAUUGAUGUCUGGGAUCCAAAAUGAUUUGGAUCUCGCAAAGCGUAGCGGGCGCUCAGAGACACGUGCAAACACAGGAUUUGUUGUGUAUGUUCUAUUGUGCUCUACUUCCAAGGAUGAUCAAUGUGAAAGUAGCUCCUAAUCUGAAUAAUCCCUCGACAGUCAUCCAAAUACUAUCAAUAUCUGUGUUGUACUCUGUGGAUGUGUGUAUGGAAGUGACUAUUGGAUAUUUGAUGUCUUUGCCUGUCUGCUGUAUUACUAAACCGAGUAAAAUAGGAGUUGA
Syngnathus typhle (broad-nosed pipefish) is the source of this 4464-nucleotide messenger RNA. RefSeq names its product DnaJ (Hsp40) homolog, subfamily C, member 6 (gene dnajc6). The transcript has 19 exons. Gene Ontology annotation, biological process: synaptic vesicle uncoating; clathrin-dependent endocytosis. The record is from RefSeq and is a predicted model, not a curated record. The coding region runs from base 441 to 3137 and encodes 898 amino acids. NCBI's taxonomy places the organism in Eukaryota, Metazoa, Chordata, Actinopteri, Syngnathiformes, Syngnathidae. Gene Ontology annotation, cellular component: cytoplasm; intracellular membrane-bounded organelle; vesicle. Gene Ontology annotation, molecular function: clathrin binding.